AUGAAAAUGAAGAUAAUUAUAUAUAUUUGCAUUUGGACAGUUGCGUGGGCCAUCCCAGUUCCUCAGCUCAAACCAUUGGAAAGCCAUGCUGUUGAAAAACCUGGGAAUUUAAGUUUUCUAACAAAUUCAAGAGCAUCGGUACAGAAUGAAUUUCCUUUCAGCGAUACCAUUAAAGAAAGCAGUCAUCACCUGAAUGCAAGUGAAAUAGAAAGGCAACAGUCUACCAAUGAUGGUUAUGUAGGAGAAGGGAAUGGCUCUAAAUGGAUAGACGUAGGAGGGAAAAAUUCUUCUACACAUUCCAUUUUAGCAGAUGGACAGAAUAUUGAGGAUGAAAAUGAGAACACAGAAAGCCCAGAAACAUAUGGUCAUGAUGGAAUACGUGUAGAAGAAGAUAACAACACAGUAAAUGGUAUCAGAAAGCUAGUAGGUAUCACUGGAAAUGCUGGGGAAAAUAAUGAGAGUAAUAUUAAUGGACAUACUGAUCAAGACACAAAAAAUGGGAAUGCUGGGAAUACAAGUCAGAACGAGAAUGCUACUAUUAUCCAAGAAGACGUGCCUCAAGUAGCUGGAUGCAAUAAUAGUCCAAACCAUGAGGGUGAAAUCAAUGGGAAUGAGGGUGUCACACAUGAAACAACACCUCUGAGAGGAGAGGGAAGUGGGAAUAAGGAGACCGAGGUAACACCAAGCACUGGGGAAGAUGUUGGCUUAGAUGACUCAGAUGGGAGUCCUAGUGGGAAUGGAGAAGGUGAGGAUGAAGACCAGGGCUCUGGUGAUGAUGAAGGUGCAGAAGCAGGGGAUGGUAAAGGGGGCAGUGAUAACAGUAAGGGCCAGGCUCCUGGGAAAAAUGGUGGCAGCAGAGGUCAGAAUUCUGUUAGUGGUGAAGAUGCUGACUCUAAAGGCAAAGAAGGUCCCCCAAAUGGCCAUGACAGAGACAACACCUCUAGCAGUGAGGAGAACGAUGUUGCAGAAGGCAAUGGCAGCCAUGCAAUAGAGAAAACCCUGAAGCUCGGUCUCAAAGAAAACAAAGGUGUAGAAAGUGGACUCGCCAAACAAUCAGAAGCAAGUCCUCUCUGGAGGCUCCAAGAUAAGGGAAUAGAAACUGAAGGUCCCAGCAGUAGCAACAAAAGUAAUAUUACCAAAGAAGCUGAAAAACUCAAUGAAGGUAAAGAGAGCAAUGGACAACAUGGAAUGGGAGUGCACAAAGGAACUGCCAAGAUACAAGGAGAGGUUGACAACACUCAGGGGCCUGACCAGAAAUCUGAACCUGGCAGUAACGUGGGAAACAGCAAAGUAGGUAGUGGUAGCAAUAGUGAUGGGUAUGGCAGUUAUGAUUUUGAUGAUGAAUCCAUGCAGGGCGAUGACCCCAACAGCAGUGAUGAAUCUAAUGGCAGUGAUAGUGCUCACUCAGAAAGUGGCAAUGACAGCAGCAACCGGGGAGAUGCUGCUUACGACUCUGAUGAAUCAAGAGAUAACAGCCAUGACAGUGACUCAAAUGGAGACGAGGACAAUGGUAGUGAUGACAGAUCAGACGCUGGGGACAGUGACAGCAAUGGUGAUGACAGUGAGAGUAAUGGCAAAGAUGAAUCAGAAAGCAGUGACCACGAGGACCAAAGUGACAGUGACAGCAAAUCAGACAGCAGUGACAGCAGUGAUAGUGGUGACAGCAGUGAGAGCAGUGAGAGCAGCAAUAGCAGUGACAGCAGCGAUAGCGAUGACAGCAGUGACAGCAGCGACAGCAGUGAUAGCGAUGACAGCAGUGAGAGCAGUGACAGCAGUGACAGCAGCGAUAGCAGCGACAGCAGUGAUAGCAGUGACAGCAGCGAUAGUAGUGAGAGCAGUGACAGCAGUGACAGCAGUGAUAGUAGUGACAGCAGCGACAGCAGUGACAGUAGUGACAGCAGUGAUAGUAGUGACAGCAGUGAGAGCAGUGAGAGCAGUGACAGCAGUGACGGCAGUGACAGCAGUGAGAGCAGUGAGAGCAGUGACAGCAGUGACAGCAGUGACAGUAGUGACAGCAACGAUAGCAGUGAGAGCAGUGAGAGCAGUGACAGCAGUGAUAGUAGUGACAGCAGCGACAGCAAUGACAGCAGCGACAGCAGUGAUAGUAGUGACAGCAGUAAUAGUAGUGACAGCAGUGAUAGCAGCGACAGCAGUGAUGGCAGUGACAGCAGCGACAGCAGCGAUAGUAGCGACAGCAGUGAUAGUAGUGACAGCAGUGAUAGCAGUGACAGCAGUGAGAGCAGUGAUAGUAGUGACAGCAGCGAUAGUAGUGACAGCAGCGAUAGCAGCGACAGCAGUGACGGCAGUGACAGCAGCGACAGCAGCGACAGCAGCGAUAGUAGCGACAGCAGCGAUAGUAGUGACAGCAGCGAUAGCAGUGACAGCAGUGAGAGCAGUGACAGCAGCGACAGCAGCGAUAGUAGUGACAGCAGCGACAGCAGUGACAGCAGUGAGAGCAGUGACAGCAGCGACAGCAGCGAUAGUAGUGACAGCAGCGAUAGCAGUGACAGCAGUGAGAGCAGUGACAGCAGCGACAGCAGUGAUAGUAGUGACAGCAGUGAUAGCAGCGACAGCAGUGACAGUAGUGACAGCAGUGACAGCAGCGACAGCAGUGAUAGUAGUGACAGCAGCGAUAGCAGUGACAGCAGCGAUAGCAGUGACAGCAGUGAUAGCAGUGAUAGUAGCAACAGCAGUGACAGUAGCGACAGCAGUGACAGCAGUGACAGCAGUGAGAGCAGCAACAGCAGCGACAGUAAUGACAGCAGCAACAGCAGCGAUAGCAGUGACAGCAGUGACAGUAGUGACAGCAGCGAUAGCAGUGAUAGUAGUGACAGUAGUGACAGCAGUGAUAGCAGCAGCAAUGGUGACCAGGAGGAUAGCACAUCCAACAGCAGCAAUGAGAGUGACAGCCACAGCAAAUCUGGCAAUGACAACAAUGGAAGUGAUAGUGACAGUGACAGUGAAGGCAGUGACAGUAACUAUUCAACCAGCGAUGAUUAG
Molecule: messenger RNA, 3000 nt
Organism: Nannospalax galili (Upper Galilee mountains blind mole rat)
Lineage: Eukaryota; Metazoa; Chordata; Mammalia; Rodentia; Spalacidae
Gene: Dspp
Product: dentin sialophosphoprotein
Exons: 4
Coding region: 1-3000 (999 amino acids)
Biological process (GO): odontoblast differentiation; dentinogenesis
Cellular component (GO): nucleus; cytoplasm
Molecular function (GO): collagen binding
Source: RefSeq, a predicted model, not a curated record